Messenger RNA from Apus apus (common swift), 1052 nucleotides. RefSeq names its product cyclin-dependent kinase 4 inhibitor B-like. Gene Ontology annotation, biological process: regulation of cyclin-dependent protein serine/threonine kinase activity; negative regulation of cell population proliferation. Gene Ontology annotation, cellular component: nucleus. The transcript has 2 exons. Bases 304 to 711 code for a protein of 135 amino acids. Gene Ontology annotation, molecular function: protein kinase binding; cyclin-dependent protein serine/threonine kinase inhibitor activity. NCBI's taxonomy places the organism in Eukaryota, Metazoa, Chordata, Aves, Apodiformes, Apodidae. The record is from RefSeq and is a predicted model, not a curated record.
GCCGGUGACGGUGACAGGGAGAGGCGGGCCGGGCCGGGGCGGCACCAGCUGCGCGGAGAAAAAGAGCUGCGGAGGUUCCGCCGUCUCCCGGCAGGUGGAGGCGGUCCCGGCGGAGGCAGCGGGCAGGCACCUCCGAGCCGGGACCGGGACCGGGACCGGGACCGGGACGGCAGCGCGGGGUUCGGGGGCUCCCAUGGGCAGGGUCCCAGGCUCCGGCCGCCACCGCCGCCAGCCCCGAGCGGCGGCCGCAGCGCUCCGCUGCACCGGGCGGCCGGCGGGGCGGCGGGCUCUGCGGGCCGGGCCAUGGCGCUGCGGGACGGCGGCGGGUCGGUUGCGGACGACCUGGCCAACGCCGCCGCCCGCGGGGACCUGCAGCGCCUGAGGGAGCUGCUGGACGGCGCGGCAGACCCCAACGCCGUCAACACCUACGGCCGGACUCCCAUCCAGGUGAUGAUGCUGGGCAGCCCGCGGGUGGCCGAGCUGCUGCUGCAGCACGGGGCAGACCCCAACCGCCCCGACCCCCGCACCGGCUGCCUCCCGGCUCACGAUGCUGCCCGCUCCGGCUUCCUGCAGACGCUGGUGGCCCUGCACCGGGCCGGGGCGCGCCUCGACCUGCCCGACGGCCGCGGCCGCCUCCCCCUCGACGUGGCGGAGGGGGGUCCGCACGGGCCCGUGGGCCGGUACCUGCGGCAGCCGCCCCCCCGCGCGUAGCCACCGCCUGGGAUACCUUCCCCCCUCCUAAUUUAUUGCCCGCGCCCACCUCGGGAGAGAAGCAUCUGAGUAGCACUCACUCGUUGUAAAUUAUCCCCGAGUAGCAUCCCUCUGCUCAGGUGGGCUUAAGACCGACGGGACACGUAUUGAUUUGUGCGCGGUAUUUUGCACGUGUCUGCAUGUUGUCUUGCACCUGAAACCCCUCCAUGCCCCUCUGUUAUUUUGGGGGGUUGUGGGUUUGUUUUGUUUGUUUGUUUAUUUGUUUUGUUGUCGUGUUUUUUUUAAAGCGAGGGUCCAACACUGUGAAAAGAAAUAAAUAUGAAGGAAAAGUUCUGCACAAA